Messenger RNA from Xenia sp. Carnegie-2017, 941 nucleotides. RefSeq names its product calmodulin-like protein 12. Gene Ontology annotation, molecular function: calcium ion binding. The transcript has 2 exons. Bases 231 to 725 code for a protein of 164 amino acids. The record is from RefSeq and is a predicted model, not a curated record. NCBI's taxonomy places the organism in Eukaryota, Metazoa, Cnidaria, Anthozoa, Malacalcyonacea, Xeniidae.
UUAGAAAGUUAAUACUAUUUUGAAUUUCGAUUUUCUAUUUUUCAACAACUCUCAGUCCGCUCGUUCAUAUAUUACAUCGGUACGUUUAAAUAGUGGUCCUUGUCUUCAUAUUAUCAUACAGCACUCGCAGCUUGCUUCCGUUGCAUUUGCAAAGCAGACGCAGUAAGAUAAGGAACGCUUUAUUUAUCUCAUUUUAUUGCUAGUAUCUAAGUAAAUUUCCAGGUAAGUCAAUGGCCGCGCCGAUGAACGUUUCAGCAAGUUACUUCGACAAAAGCGUUCCAAACGUAGUUCUUCGGAGUUUGUUUAUGAAGUAUGACGUUGACGGUAGUGGAGUAUUAAAUCGUCAAGAACUACAAACAUUGUUUGAAGGCGAUCUUGGUUUCACACAUGAACAAGCAGAAGCUUAUAGUAUGAUGUUGGAUAAAGAUGGAAAUCAGGCUGUCAGCUUUGAGGAGUUAAGUCACUGGCUGGCAAGUGGAGAGAAAUUUAAAAAUAUUAAUGACAAAUGCAGGUUUCACAGGUUGAAGAAAGCUGUUGAACUAUUUAAAAAAUUUGAUGCUGACGGUAAUGGGGCAAUUGAAAAAGAUGAGUUCACCAAUCUCAUGAUCGCCAUUAAUUGUCCAAGAAAUAAAAUCCCUGAGGCAUUAAAAUCAUUGGAUAGCGAUGGAGAUGGAAAAAUAUCAUUCCCUGAGUUUCUUAACUGGCUCAACUGGUUGCCAAAUUAAUUGACAUUUCAAGAGGAAUUCAACCCAUGUUAAAAUAGAACGUCAGUAUUUAGUAACGUAAAUCAAGGAACAUCACCCACGUAUUGUAAUGCAAACGAUGUAGCAGAUCCUGCAGAAUAAUUCACCCAAUAUUUUUCAUGAUUAUUUGUGUUAUCUACAACUCAAUCUUUUUGUAUAAAUUACAAUUCAUUUCAUUGCAGUGUAUUCAAAUUCAAA